Molecule: messenger RNA, 4384 nt
Organism: Chara braunii
Lineage: Eukaryota; Viridiplantae; Streptophyta; Charophyceae; Charales; Characeae
Source: the annotation of a GenBank genome assembly
AUGUGGUCGGCACAUGCAAUGGCGCAGUUAUGCCAUGUGCUAGUAGCUUUAGGUGCACGUGAUUGUCCGACAUGAAAGUAUCAUGCCGUUGUGAUGGCAGUUUCGUUUCCCCUAGCGCUCCAGGAGGAGUUACGAAGACGGGGAGAAGAAGUCGAACAAUGCGACGAUGAGAGUUCAGUGAAAGCAAUGAAUGAGAGGUUGGUGAUGAAACGAAUGACAUUGUAUAUGAAGGUGGGAGCACGAUUGCUGUUCAUUCAUUCAUCUGAAGAUUGGCUUCUUAUGCUCAUAAGCAUAGAAUCGGUCUUUUGCUCUUCUCCCUUUGCUGCAUACACCUACCCUCGCACUCUUCAGAUCGCAACACUAAAGCUAAGGAUGGUACCAAGUAGGGACUUGGUACACGAAGGAGGGCCGGGACACCGCGCCCUCCGACACCGCGUCUUGAAGAAGGUGCUCGCUUGCGAGGUGGUUUGGGUCCAGGCGGGCUCCCUGGCGUUGGCGAAGCUCGGAAAGCUGAGCGUCCAGGAGAUGGUGCAUUGGGUGAAAUGCGACCGGGUGCUAGUGCGUCUGUGGAACUACUACCACUUCAAGCACGACAAGAGGCCGGACGCGGAUUGGAGCGAGAGGUGCCCGUUCCUGAAAUCAAGGUCCGCAAUUUUCAGACAGUUUGAGAGUCGUGGUUUGGAUGCUGAGUUGUGGGACGGAAGCAGGAAAUACGUCAUUGACUCCUCGUUGUUCAAGGACUGCCCGCCCUACAUGGGCUGCGACGACGACAAAUCGAUCGAGGCGACAGAGAAGUCGGUCGGUCACAAGAAGCUAUCCGUCGACUGGAGCAAUAAGGUCCUGUCCGUGUUGACUGGCAGUAGACUGAAGAGUCACGAGAUCGCGCUCGCUGAAGGUAUUGUGCACAUAAAAUGGGAAGACACGGGCGACGUGACAUCCAUCGCGCCAUUCGGCAACGACCCCUUGGACGCAGACAUAAGAAGUGCGGAGGUGAAGGAGGCAGUGGCUGCCACAAAAAGUCACACGUUUGUCCUCGAUCUAUGCGAACCGGUGGACCUGAAGCUUUUUAAACCACAAACGUUCGACACUCUGGAUUCCCAACUUCAGACGUGGUGUCCAUCGCAUUGGAUGCUCGUCGUUUUCGUCCUGCGGGAGCAGAACCUCUCGUUUCUGGCUACCAUGAACCAUCUUUCUUUCGUGAAGCUGCUGGAAGGGAAGUGGGUGAGGAGGAGUCAACAGAAGAAAAGCUUCCCCGUCGGGAACAAUUUGUACAUGGGAGACGACCGGAUGUACAUACUCUUCAAAGGCGAUGAUUUGUGCGCUAACACGUCCACUGUCUACGAGGGGAAACUGUCGGCAGGCGCCGCUGCUGCAGUGCAGCUACCACAAAAGGUUACGCAAACGGAUGUGUCCGACAUCCCGUUCAACCCUUGCGACUGGUCGCAUACCUCUCCUGCACGUCGGGGCAGUGUGUACGGGGACAUGGAACGCAACCCCGCGCCAUUCGUUAAUCUUCUCGAAUCCGUCACCAAGAAGGGGGAGGGUGUUGUCUUCCUCGGGAAGCCACACGCGCGAUCUUUGUGGGAAGUACUGAAGGCAGGACGGCACGUCAUCGCGAUGGAAGGGAACUCCAAGCUCUUGCAAUUUACAAUUGAUCUCGUCAAAAGUGAGGUCAAUUCGGGUGCCCACAAUUGUGAGUUCAUGGUCGUCACCGAGACUCGGGCUCAUGCGUGGAACAACAAGAAGGAUAUGUGGUUCAAGUUGAGUGCGAGGAAGCAGAACAAGAUAUACGACUUUUUGUUCCUGCAAACGCGGCCGAAGAAAGACACUGACGUCGAGUACUUGCGCCGCAAGGACCACAUAUUCACGUUGCUCGACAACUACCACGACGCCUCCCGCAUGAACGCGAAGACCUUCCUCGAGAGGUUGCACUCCCUGUCCUUCGUGGAGUCAGAGGAGGAGUUGACGUUCGGCAGUUACUCCUCCUUGAUCUCCACGGAAGACGAGGUGACCACCUGCAUCGAGUUCGACGCGACCGCGGACGAGGAGGGCAGCGACACCGAAAGCCUCGACCUGCAGUACGACCCACAUCCCGCGCAGCACACUACCGGGUCGUCCUUGGCAGGUCCGUCAACAAGCCCGGCAUCCCUCGUGUCACCGAUGGUGAACCCGGCGCCUGGCACUACCCCGAUGAAGUUGCUGCAGAGACUGCAGGCUCUGGCCUCCGGCCAUCGCUCACUGCGUCCCAGGUCUGACAUCCUGCCCGAUCAUCUGUCUUGGAAGGAUGCCAACAUUCACUUCCUGCCUGAGCCUCAAAGUCGUUCCACGGAGGCGGACUGGGGCCAUGACAUGAUUUGGCAUCCAGGAGUCAUCCAGCCGGCGAUCCAAAAGGGUGGGGAGAACGAGGGCGACAAGGCUGGGGAUGGCAAAGGAGUCUCGCCUGGUUCGGAGGGCAGGUCUCACGGUGACACCACAACAGCGGAAGGCGGUGGCCGGGUGGCGGGGGAGGCCUUCGGGCGUCAGCAGUCUACUGGUCCUGGUUCGGAAGGCUCGGCACAGUCAGCGAACGUGCCCACUUCAUCCGCCGGCUCGGUGAUGGCGGCCUUGGUUGCUCUCCGUGCCGGCUCGGUCGAAACGUUCAAGUCCACCGGGAUCCGAACUUCAAUGCGUGCAGAGCGGACAAAGAGGACGGACGCGCAGAGCUGGUCAGGAGCGGGGGUGGCGAGUCGUGAUCCCAAAAUAGACAGCGGUGUGGUGAGGGAUGGGAAUGCGCCGCCUGCGGGCAGGGUUGUCACGCGGGGAUCCCCGGGGCCCAAGCCGGGCUAUACGGAGAACAUCGUGAGGAAGACGACGACGACGAUGACACGACACUGGAUAUGGAGACACAGGUGGUCACAAGCGUUUCGGCACCGGUUCAACGAAGCUCGUGUUGCAGUAAGCCUGACUAAACCGAGUGUACGCAUUGACGUCGAAGAAGUUAUCGACGGCAUCCUGGACGACCACCACAUGUCGGCGCAGCCGUCCUCGACGCCUGGUGUCGACGACCCUCUCCACAUCAAACCUUCCGCGGGAUCUGUCGUGGCUUUCUCGCCAACGAACUCUCCGAUGCUGCUGCCGACCAUCGCCAGCGAAGGAGAAGGCGAGAUCGGGGAACGACAAGAUGUCACGUCCCCGAAAAAAAUUGCCGCCGACACUCAAGCUCUCAACGUGUUCGCCUUGCCCGCGCCAACUUCACCGAUUAAGGAGCGGAGAGACAAACCAGCUGAUUGUCUUUGUUUCGAUAUCGCUAGUAUUUAUUCUGCCAUCGUUCUGAUUCGGCUUAUCAAACAAGUUAUUGUUGUUUGUCUAUAUCUCAUGGCUUAUGUACGUAUUCUGCACAGGACGACUGAGGCAUUGGAGGACUAUAUUUCAAGGCCCCCUCGAAAUGUGCACCAAAACGUCAUAGAACGUGGUUAUGUAGUUGAUCCUCUCGUUCGUCAUGUGCACAAAUCCUGCGUUCUCGACCUUUAUCUUGUCGAUGAGGAUCUACCUUUCAUGGUGACACUGUUUGAUUUUCAUCAUCCGUUGGCAGACAUGAUGAACAACACAAGACAGGGAUGUUCUCAUCCGCGUUUGCUUGACCAGUUGCACGCUUCAGCAAAGCGUCAGGCUCGUGGCAUAAUGCAUACAAGCACAAGAGAGCUGCAAGAAUACAUUGAUGACAAUGACAAGGAUCUGAAAGCCAAUGUUGGACAAAAAGGUAUUGUUGUGGAUUUUGUGUUGCGGCAGCGUGAAGAGCAGAGAAUGAUGGACAUCUUUCUUGCAAACAUAGACGAGGCUGGGGCCGUUGAAGCGGUGAACGCGGUGCUCACCACUGGGUAUGGCGAGACACGCAAUGAUAUAUUACCUCUACUAAGGAAAGGCACAGUCUAUGACUGUAGUGAACUAUAUGUGCCUCCUUUCCGUGGUGAGAUGCUAACGUUUAUUCGCACCACAACACAUAAGCGUUUUGGAAGUCCGACCAUCAUAUGCUUCAACAACAGUGUUCACAGUCUACAGCCUCAACGACAAUUAUUGCUAUCAUAAGAAGAGGAGCGAUCGAUGUCUGUCAACAAGGCUAAUGGGCGAACGGGAACCAAUGAUGCAACCAAAACCUUGGGGAUCUCUGACACGGGCACAUCUCAGAGUACAAGUGCUGGUGUGCCGCCUCUGCCAUCAACAACAUUGAAGGCUGGCGAUAUUAUGAAAACAGUAGCUAUUGAACAGUGUAUGAAAAUAGAAGCGAUGAAGUCCAACCAGGCUUUACAGCCACUGAUAAAAACAUUUGCAACUAUGGUCCAGAAGAAAACCUUUGCUGAGGAAUAUGCAACUACUUACAGCGCUGCAAUGAAACGGACAUUGGAUG